Amoebophrya sp. A120 is the source of this 2450-nucleotide messenger RNA. The record is from the annotation of a GenBank genome assembly. Lineage: Eukaryota; Dinophyceae; Syndiniales; Amoebophryaceae.
GGUUUGUUUGUACUAGACAAGACUUUCAUGAACUACUGGGACUAUAUCAUCUUGAGGGAUCACUGCGUUUUUCGUUCUUGAGCGAGGGACAGAGAAUAAAUGAAGCGGUAGCACUUUGCCACUCAGGAUGCCACACUGCCAACCAAACCGCUUCUGGUAUGCUUUAGUUUCAUCUUUCCACGAAGUAGCGCGGAAAGCGAGAGACAUCAACCACGCACGGAUUCAUUUUCCACAUUCGUGGUUCCGUGCUGCGCCAUCCCAAACGUAACGAAAACGAUUCCACGGCUCGGAAACGGCAAGGACACACGAAAAGGUCGUGGAGAAAUAAAGCACCGAUAUUUACUAAAUAAGAUGGUGGGCGUUUUUUCGUGGUGCUGGUGUUGUUAAUGUUGCGAACGUAAAAUUUUUUUUGAGAAAUAACGUCUAGCUACGGGCCGAUCGCCUGCUGCCUUUCCGCCAGCACGAUGGCGCAGCAAGUGCCGGAGCCUUCGUCCCCAUCCGGUAUGUGGACUCCGAAGGGAUCCGGAAAAAUGAGCCCGCCAGGUGGGGGCAGCAAGAGUCCACCACUCGGUGGGACAUUCUCGCCGAGGAGCGACCGGAAACCGUUUAUGAAGCCGACUUACAUCUACGACGACAUUCGGGUGCCAGACGGCUACGCGCAGGGAAGCAACGAACACCCGCUGGAAACGUUCUGGACUUUAUCACAUGUGAUGUGCAGAAGCAUCAAAAUGUGACCACCUAUCCAGCUGCUCCAUCUGCAGAUUGUUGCCAUGCAUGACAGGCGGAUUGUUCUGCGUAUUUCUUCUAGGUAGAUGUUGUCUAGAUUGACGUAAUCAUUUUGUCACCUAUGUAUUCAUCUCGCCAUGCCCGUUGCAUAGUACUGCCGUUGGAUAGUACUGUACUGGCACUACCUAAGUCUUUGGCUGCUGGAUGGUACUAAAACUCAUUUAGCUUUUGUUCAUAGCAUACUGUUUUUGGUACGACCAGGGCGGUGCACGGAACAAGGCGAAGAAGAAGAAAAACAAGCGGGACCAUAGUUUAUCCCCGACUCUGCACGCGACGUCCUCGAGCGCCACCGCGGAAACAACAACGGGCAGCGAGAAACGCCUGUCCGCCGCGGAAAAGGAACAGCUAACGACCAAGGGCGAAGUCGAGUCGCCGGAGGAUUCCGAAGAGUCCGUCCCGAUUUCCCCAAAGACCUUGGGGGAGGAAAAGAACGACAAGGAGAUGUUUUUGACGCAGUUGAAGGAGCUGUGCACCGUAGGAACCGUGGAGGAGUUCACGCGGUGUUUGGCGUACCUGAAAGGCCCGAACCAACUGCCGAAAAACAAAAACGUGUAUUUGUUCCGGAAGGGGUUCAUUCCCGCCUGGGAACACCACCCGGACGGGGGCUGCUGGAUUAUCCGAGUUGCCAAGGACUGGACCGCGGUAGGAUUUUUGUUUCUUCUCGUGACCCAUUAUAUCAGUUCACCGCUCGCGUUUUUUUGGAAAUUUUCAUUGUUCCACAUGAACAUGCCGACGAUGGAUCACAAGUGCAAAAACUUUCGGUGAAAUAAUGUUGUGGUACACAUGAUGUACUACUUAGCAUGAUCCGCUAGAGACUAGCUGCAAAUGCUUCCACUCGUCCUCUUCAUCUCCUAUAUCACAACAACUACAGGUCGACGCGCUGAAUAGCAAGAAGAAAAAGAACCCGAAGGUCGAGCCCAAGCUGCCCCCAGAACCCUCCAAGGUCGCGGAAAAAAUGUGGAUUCGGCUGCUGCUGUGCGCCAUCGGGGAAGAGUGGAAUUUGCCCGACGUCGUCGGAAUCGUUCUGUCGACGCGCGGGGGCACGGACGCCCUGUCCGUGUGGAACAAAACGGCGGGUUUGAAGAUGGUGGUCGGCGAUCGACUGACGUACACCCUGGAACUCCCAGACACGACGCUGCUGCAGUACAAGGAACACAAAAAAUCGCUCCAGGACUUGUCAACCUUUAGAAACGCGGAGGAGUUCGUAUUUUUACCGCCGUGAUUCUUGUAGGAACAACCUAGGACAGCAUCUGCGAUUUUUCAUGGUCGCAGGAGCGGGAGCCGGGUUUAAAUUAGUAGAAUAUAAUAAAAUUCAAAAUUGUGAAAAAAAUAUUUUUGAUUGAUGCUGUUGCUGUCUAACUAUCUAUGGCACACCAGACGAAUUCGAGUGCGAGUCUUGUGACAAAGAUAAUGACGCAAGCCGUUUUUACACGGACUGAACUUCUCCGGACGCGACGGACCAACCUCCGUCUUUGGCGAUACUAUCCAAAACACAGUUUUUCAAUCCAGAAUUCCAUAUGAAAUUAGCACAUCACCCGUUUUAGUCAACCCAUCAGAGGUGUCAGCUCAUUCAUUGACAAAGAAAAAGAGAAACGCAAAAACUGCCACGAGGCAAUUUCACUUCAUCUGGAUCUGUUCCCACCGUCGAAGAAUUUGAACCGCGA